This is a messenger RNA of Plasmopara halstedii, 531 nucleotides long. RefSeq lists its product as uncharacterized. The transcript is spliced from 2 exons. NCBI's taxonomy places the organism in Eukaryota, Oomycota, Peronosporomycetes, Peronosporales, Peronosporaceae. The coding region runs from base 1 to 531 and encodes 176 amino acids. The record is from RefSeq and is a predicted model, not a curated record.
AUGCUGGAUGUCGAAGGCAUUUCGAAGACCACGAUAGGGUCAAAAUGCCAUUCUAAAUUGUUGUCAGAAAAAGCGUCUGUGGACACUACGGACGAUCUUGACGAUGUACCAUUGACUAUGCUGCAAAAAGAAUUGACUAAAAAACUAGAUGACAAACCUUCAGUCAAGUAUCUUACUUAUUCAGGGGCUAAAAAGUUAGAGGACGCUACGUUGUACACAAAAGAGGGACCACGCAUUGUUUCGAAGUCGCGUUUUGGCGGAGAUAAACGCUCUGAAAAUUCUUCGGCGGCAUUGAACGGACAUCACGAUAUAAAUGGCCAUCGAAGCGUAUACACCCGUGAGCCUCAACUAAGUAUUUAUGAUGCGCUUCAUAUGGACGGACAAGAGAGAUGCAAUGAUAUUCGCGACGAAACAACACACAAGCGCCCAAGUCUCCAUAAGAAAAUGCAGGAGGAAGCAGCGCGAAGUGGCACCCCUAUGGUCAAAAGCCGUAUGCGAGAGACAGAUUGGGAUAAGCAAACCCCAGAAUAA